Stylonychia lemnae is the source of this 417-nucleotide messenger RNA. The record is from the annotation of a GenBank genome assembly. Lineage: Eukaryota; Ciliophora; Spirotrichea; Sporadotrichida; Oxytrichidae.
AUGAUGAAUUCCAUGAAUAGUUUCUCUUAAUAAUAUUUCAUGAGUUCUUUACUCUCUGCUUAAAGAGGAUUCUUGACUCUCAAUAAUAAGUCUUCUUUGCUUUAGACUAGUACAUUAACAUAAGUUAAUGAGAGAUCAUUCAGCAUAAUCUCGAGAAGAACCUAGAAGAAGUAUGCAAGAACUAAGAAGUAUAAGCUCAAGACUAAGAAGGCAUUCUAGAAGAGAUUUAGAAUUGGAGGCUCGUUGAGAGAUAGAACUUUCAAGUUCCAUGCACUUGGUUUCCGCCAUUUGAACAGAAACAAGACCAAUAAAAAUCUUGGAAGAAAGAGAGGCAGAUUACUUCAUCAUAGAGCUGACAUCAACAAGGCUAAGAAAUACAUGCCUUACUUUAAGAGUAGAAAGUCGACUAAGUUAUGA